Molecule: messenger RNA, 336 nt
Organism: Protopolystoma xenopodis
Lineage: Eukaryota; Metazoa; Platyhelminthes; Monogenea; Polystomatidea; Polystomatidae
Source: the annotation of a GenBank genome assembly
AUGCGCCACUCAAUAUCCGCCCUCGAGUUGUCGUCUGGUCUUCCCGGGCAGCCUGGAAAGCCAACACCCUCACCUCUUGUCGGCGCCUCUGGUCCACAUUCUCAGACCUCUAAGCUCGGGGUCAGCAGUCCAACAUCUUCUCCAGGUAAUGUCACCGCUGCCACAUUGUCACUCAGCAAUGCAGUUCGUUCACCUCUUUCCCAUUCUGUUGUUGGGAACAGCCAAGAUCAGCUGCCACUCUCUUCACCCGGCAACCUUUUCAUCACAGGCAACGAGGCCACCCGACGUCGCGUACGGGCGCAGGAGUCCAAUAUGAUGGCUCCUGUGUCUUUCUAG